Molecule: messenger RNA, 2119 nt
Organism: Cydia strobilella
Lineage: Eukaryota; Metazoa; Arthropoda; Insecta; Lepidoptera; Tortricidae
Gene: Tsp68C
Product: CD151 antigen
Exons: 5
Coding region: 246-1232 (328 amino acids)
Cellular component (GO): plasma membrane
Source: RefSeq, a predicted model, not a curated record
AUACGAAAUAGAAUAGAAUUGAGCCGCCACAUUCACACAUUGGAGAGGAACUCAUGCAUUAACUUUAAACAAAACUGCCUUAAUUAUUAGUCACCCCACCUGCCCAGCAGAGCGUAUCUCCCUAAAACCGGCGAAUCUAUUCACUGUAUUAUUGUUUGCUCGCAUGUUCGCCGGCCCGUCCGCUUUUACCGCGUUCUUACUCACGUAUUUUGAAUGGAUCUUACAUUUUACAUAUUAAACCGAAAAUGAAGUGCAAAAAAGUGGCGAGUGCUAAAGUUCUCUUCGGUUGCUUCAACACCAUAUUCUUCGCGUGCGGAUUCGUGGAAGUAGUAUGCGGGUUCCUGCUGCUAGUGGACUCGCGGCGCGUGCUGCUGUCGCGGCUGCUGGCGGCACCGGACGGGCCGCUGGCGGAGGCGCCGCUGCACUACGCCGCGCUGGCACUGCUCGCCGCCGGCCUGGCCGUGUGCGCCGCCGCCGCGCUCGGCUGCUGGGCCACCUACAUGCCGUCAUAUGUCAUACUCACAUUUUAUUUCCUGAUGGUGCUAGCACUGCUGGUGUGCUCGUGCCUGGGCGGGGUGACGGCGGCGGCGUGGCCGCGCUGCGCCGGGCUGCAGAGCGCGCGCGGCGGCGCCGUCGGCGCGCUGCAGACGUACUACGCCGUGCCCGACUACGAGCACUUCACUGCGGCGCUCGACCUCGCUCAGACCGAGCUGCAGUGUUGCGGCAUGACGGACGCGCGGAACUACGACCUGUCGGUGUGGCAGCUGCGGCGGCUGGGCCCGCGCGGCAUGGCCGUCCCGCCGAGCUGCUGCGUGCAGGCACCGCCCGCGUCCCACCUCAACCCCGCGCCACGCGACGCCGAGCGCUGCCAGGAGGCCGCGCCUAUAGCACAGUUCAGACACGUGGUGGGAUGCUUGGGAAAAAUAGAAGACUGGUAUCAGCAGCAGUUCAUCAUAUUUAUGCUGAGCCUGUUCGUCGUCGCUCUCCUCAAGCUCGCCAUCCUGCUCAUCACCAUAUUCUCCUGCAUCAGACUUCGGAAGCACAGGCAGGAGAUGCACUCGUUUAUAAUGAAGUCCAUCGACAACAAGACUAAUGAGAACAUCUACGACACGAAGAUGGGCUCGAUGCGCGUCGAGCCAAUAAUGGCGAAGUACAUCCAACCCAAUAACUUCUACAGCCCCCGCGUGCGAAACCCGAGGAUAUUCCACAGCAAGCCCAACGAGAUGGUAUGAGAAUUAGCCGCGGAGAUAAAUGCUUUAGAGAGGAAACUGGACAAGUUCUCAGACUACUUGUGCAAGCACGAAGCAGAUUCAAUUAUGUGGUGACUUGGGACGUGCCCUUCAAGUACCGUUUUAUUUUUCUUUACAAGAAAGGAGAAUACAUACUUACACGCUUCGAAUUCUGAAAAAUUUAUAAAUUUUUACAUUACUAGCAAUUUUAAACCGAUGUGGCGUCGCUAAAUAGUACGCCGUCUCGAUCAACAGUCACAUCACUAGACUUAUAACAAAACUCUAACAGUCACAUCGUCCACCAAGUAAUAGGAUUUGUAAAUUAAUCUGUAUAGUAAUGAAAUGAAGACUGUUUUUAUCCUCGUAAAUUUGAUUUAGUUUUAUGCCAUUUUGUAUUUUAAUAUUAUUAACCGACAAACACAAUGUGCCAUAGAUUAUAUUUGUAUUGUCUACCUUCUUAAAGCAUUUUCUCCGUGCUCAUAAUUUAUGUUAAUUUAAGUAUUACUUUUUAUAAGAGCCUUGGCCAUUUAAGUAAGUAGGUUCCUCUGUUCUCGGAGAAAAAUAAAAGUCUUGUAUCAAUAUGCAAUAUUAUUUUCAAAAGAACAUUCAAAAAUUGGUCCUAAAGUUAAAACAUUGUUAACAAUGGCUCUGGAAUGUUGUUAUCAUUCAAAAUUGGUUCUAUAGCUGUAUUUCGUGUGUCGAGUUGCAGAGAGCAGACGUCCCACUCCCUAUGAAAGUGGAAUUGUUACUAUUAUACAACUUAUAUCGAUACUUUGAUGCCGCAUAAUAUUAACAUAUUAUGAUAGUUUCACGAGUGACAAAAUUAUAUAAAUAAAAAUAUAUGGAAUAAUAAGAAUGUCAUGAGUUCAUUAAAUUAUUAUAAAAACCAA